AUGCUUCAAUGCAAAGGAGACAGGGGCCGCCAAUUUGCCCUACCACUUCACUCGACUCUUAAUCGAACAAGCAUCAUAGAUUUGAUUAUCUAUCUAUCUAUCUAUCUAUCUAUCUAUCUAUCUAUCUAUCUAUUCUGUCUUAGCCUGUCUCAGUCAGUCAGGUCUAUCUAUCGAUUGAUCGAUCUGAUUCAGUCUUUAUCGAUCUAUCCCACUUUUUAUAUUUGUCUGUCUGUUUGUCAAUCUAUCUAUGCUGCGUCAGUCUGUCUCAGUCUGUCCAGUCUAUCUCAGCCUAUCUCUCUCUCUCUCUCUCUCUCUCUCUCUCUCUCUCUCUCUCUAUCUAUCUAUCUAUCUUUUAUAGUCUUUCUAUCAAUCUAUGUAUCUAUGAAUCUAUCUGUAUCACUUUUUUCUGUCUAUCUAUCUAGCUAUAUGUUUCACUCUUUAUCUAUCUAUCUGUCUAUCUAUUUAUCUAUGUCAGUUUUUUCUGUCUAUCUAUUUCAAUCUGUUCAUAUCUAUCUAUCUAUCUAUCUAUCUAUCUAUCUAUCUAUGCAGUCUCAGCCAAUUCGUACUCCCUCUCUUUUUAUUCUUUCCUUUUUCUUUUUUCCUUCUUUCUUAUCUUUGUCUUCCAAAUUUCCUGUGAACCAUCUAUCAGUUUCCGUAUCUAUCUAUCUAUCUAUCUAUCUAUCUAUCUAUCUAUCUUGUUCGGCACUUUCAAAACAUCAUUAUUCAUUCAACAUAUCCUACUUAUUCACUCAUCGAAAUAUUUUCCCCGCUUUACGUUUCUUGUCAACUAACGAGUAUAUUCCAUCAUAA
Acanthosepion pharaonis is the source of this 810-nucleotide messenger RNA. The record is from the annotation of a GenBank genome assembly. Lineage: Eukaryota; Metazoa; Mollusca; Cephalopoda; Sepiida; Sepiidae.